Fragaria vesca subsp. vesca is the source of this 2369-nucleotide messenger RNA. Its product is annotated as protein NSP-INTERACTING KINASE 2-like. The transcript is spliced from 11 exons. The record is from RefSeq and is a predicted model, not a curated record. Gene Ontology annotation, biological process: protein phosphorylation. Lineage: Eukaryota; Viridiplantae; Streptophyta; Magnoliopsida; Rosales; Rosaceae. Bases 100 to 1974 code for a protein of 624 amino acids. Gene Ontology annotation, molecular function: ATP binding; protein binding; protein kinase activity.
GGUUGCAGAUUUCUUGUGUUGAAGCUUUCAAACUACUCAAACCAGCUCCAUAAGCUUUAUCUCACAUCUGGGUGCCUGUUCUUUAAGACCUUAAACUCGAUGGAAAUCAGGAAGCAAGGUGAAGCUUUGUGCUUUGUGACUUUUUUUUGCUUGUGGAGUUGUGUAAGUGGCUCCCUUACCGCCAAAGGUGUCAACAUGGAAGUGAUAGCAUUGGGGAACAUUAAGGAUUCACUAGUUGAUCCUCGCGGCGUUCUUCACAAUUGGGAUGAAACUUCUGUGGAUCCCUGCAGCUGGAAUAUGGUUACUUGCUCUGAUGGUUUAGUCACUGCCCUAGGAACUCCAAGCCAGAAUUUAUCAGGCACUUUGUCACCAAGCAUAGCCAACUUGACAAACCUCCUGUUUGUGACAUUUCAGGAUAACAGUAUAACAGGACCAAUCCCAACUGAGCUUGGGAGGCUUCAGAAGCUUAAAACACUUGAUCUGUCUAACAAUUUAUUCAGUGGUCAAAUUCCCACAGCUCUAUCCCACCUGAAAGGCCUCCAAUAUUUGAGGCUAAACAAUAACAGUCUCACUGGGGCAAUUCCUUCUUCGUUUGCCAACAUGACCCAGCUGGCCUUUCUGGACAUGUCUUACAAUAAUUUAAGUGGUCCAGUACCCAGGUUUCCUGCUAGAGCAUUCAAUAUAGUGGGAAACCAUCAGAUUUGCGCCGCUGGAAUGGAGCAAGACUGCUUUGGGACAACGCCUAUGCCGCUAUCUUUUCCCUUGAAUAGUUCACAAAGUGCUCAACCUGCUGGGAGACCUAAGAACCAUAAGGUUGCCUUAGCCUUUGCAUCAAGCCUGGGCUGCAUCUGUCUUCUAAUUCUUGGUUUUGGUUUCCUUCUUUGGUGGAGGCAAAAGCACAACCAGCAGAUAUUCUUAGACGUUAACGAAUCACACCAUGAACAAGUUUGCCUCGGAAACUUGAAGUCAUUUCACUUCAGAGAACUUCAGUCUGCAACACACAACUUCAGCAGCAAAAACUUGGUUGGCAAGGGUGGUUUUGGAAAUGUCUACAAAGGAUAUCUCCAUGAUGGUACUGUGGUAGCUGUCAAAAGGCUCAAGGAUGCUAAUGCCAUAGGAGGCGAAAUCCAAUUUCAGACAGAAGUUGAGAUGAUCAGCCUAGCAGUGCAUCGCAACCUCCUCCGCCUUUAUGGAUUUUGCAUGACAGCCAAAGAGAGGCUCCUGGUUUACCCCUACAUGUCUAAUGGAAGUGUGGCUUCGCGUCUUAAAUCCAAACCAGCCUUGGAUUGGGGUACAAGGAAGAGGAUUGCAAUUGGAGCAGCAAGGGGACUUCUGUACUUGCAUGAGCAGUGUGAUCCCAAGAUCAUUCAUAGAGAUGUGAAGGCUGCAAAUAUACUUCUUGAUGAUUACUAUGAGGCUGUGGUGGGAGAUUUUGGGCUAGCAAAGCUUUUGGAUCACCAUGAAUCACACAUUACAACAGCGGUGAGGGGCACCGUGGGGCACAUAGCACCGGAGUAUCUCUCAACUGGCCAGUCCUCGGAGAAAACUGAUGUUUUUGGAUUUGGGAUCCUGGUACUUGAACUGAUAUCUGGCCAAAGAGCCUUGGAAUUUGGCAAAGCAGCAAACCAGAAAGGAGCUAUACUUGACUGGGUGAAGAAAAUUCAACAGGAAAAGAAAUUUGAUAUGCUGGUGGACAAGGAACUGAAGAAUGACUAUGAUCCCAUUGAGCUUGAAGAAAUGAUUCAAGUGGCUCUCUUAUGCACUCAAAAUCUUCCUGGUCAGAGACCAAAGAUGUCUGAAGUGGUACGAAUGCUCGAAGGAGAUGGACUCGCAGAGAAAUGGGAAGCUUCUCAAAGAGCUGAAUCAAACAGGUGCAGAACCAACAACGAUUUUUCGUCUUCUGAGCGCUACUCUGAUCUCACUGAUGACUCUUCAUUACUUGCACAAGCAAUGGAGCUGUCUGGACCAAGGUAAUAAAACAAGCCUCAAAGUAGAGGAACUUCAGAAAUGCAUAGGCAAAGGACAUGAUACAAGUUGAUACCAUGAACAUGAGUCGAUCAACAAUGAGUUUGCUGUAUUGUUGUAUAUUAGCAUCAUCAUCAUCAUAUUGAAGCUCAAAAGAGUUGUGUUAAAUUUCGACUGUACAGAAUCUGAUAUGAGAAAUCUGACAUGUAGAUUUGAGUGUGUUACAUGCGCUUUCGAUUAUUCACGAGUGAAAAAGUGUAUUCCUGAGACUUUCCGGUUUGAGGUCUUCAGAUUGUAAGAAUAAUGUUCUCGGAUUGAAUUUUGUCUGUCUUGAUAAAUUUCAAUGGCAGCAAAGAAUUUUUGGAUCAGGGACCUGCUUCAUAAUUGGAUUAGGAAUGUACUAU